Sphenostylis stenocarpa is the source of this 318-nucleotide messenger RNA. The record is from the annotation of a GenBank genome assembly. Lineage: Eukaryota; Viridiplantae; Streptophyta; Magnoliopsida; Fabales; Fabaceae.
AUGGUGAACGUUCCGAAGACGAAGAAGACUUACUGCAAGAGCAAGGAGUGCAGGAAGCACACCCUCCACAAGGUCACCCAAUACAAGAAGGGUAAGGAUAGCAUCGCCGCUCAGGGAAAACGCCGUUAUGACCGCAAACAGUCCGGUUACGGUGGACAGACCAAGCCCGUUUUCCACAAAAAGGCCAAAACCACCAAGAAAAUCGUGCUGAGGCUCCAGUGCCAGGGAUGCAAGCAUGUCUCUCAACAUCCAAUCAAGAGGUGCAAGCACUUCGAAAUUGGCGGUGACAAGAAGGGAAAAGGAACCUCUCUCUUUUAG